AUGGCACUGCACUCGUUGCUUGUUGUUUUCCUUUGGCUGGCCGUCUCGGCCUGGUCUCUGCCCACGGAGAUACUGCGCCGAGCCACACCAUCUCAGCCAACAGCAGAUCCGUUUUAUACUCCGCCUGCCGGAUAUGAGACCAGCGCGCCAGGCACCAUUCUCGCCUCGAGGGCCCCUCCAGGCGGAAUCGCUGCGUUUUCAGCGGCGCCUCUCAACGUAGACUCUGCCUGGCAGAUCCUCUUCCGAACAACAGACAGCUUUGGAAAAGCCACCGCGGCAGUGACCACCAUUUUGAUCCCCAACAAUGCCGACUACACCAAGCUGCUGUCCUACCAAGUGGCAGAGGAUGCGUCUGACCCCAACUGUGCCCCGUCGUACGCCUUCCAACUCGGAGCUGCGACUGACGGAGCCCUGGGCUUGUUGAUGCCCCAAGCUGAGCUGCUUUUGAUCGAGACUGCCCUCGCUCAGGGAUGGGUUGUCGCUGUUCCGGAUCACUUGGGCCUCAAGGCUGCCUUCUUGGCUAACAACCUGUCUGGUCAAACGGUGCUUGACAACAUUCGCGCUGCUUUGUCUUCGACCGACUUUACCAAAAUCUCGUCAGAUGCAACCGUCGCCAUGUGGGGGUAUUCAGGAGGUAGUCUUGCCAGUGGCUUUGCCGCCGAGUUGCAGCCGUCGUAUGCGCCAGAGCUCAAUAUCGUGGGUGCAGCUCUUGGAGGAACCGUGCCGCAGAUCCUGCCUGUCAUCAAUGCGACAAACAAAGGCUUGUUUACCGGUUUGGUACCCUCGGGUAUCAUGGGCCUGGCCAACGAGUACCCUGAAAUCGACACUGUCAUUUCUGAGUAUCUGCUCCCAUCCAAGAAGGACGCUUUCGAAAAGGCCCGUUCUCAAUGCCUAGUUGGAGACAUUAUAGACUACCUUGGACAAGACGUGUAUUCAUAUGUCACAAACUCGAGUUUUUUGACAAACGAUGCUGUCACCAAAGUCCUCAACCAGAACAACAUGGGCCAGAACGCGCCAGAGAUACCGCUGUUGGUUUACAAGUCCUCCAAUGACGAAAUCAGCGAUGUCAAAUACACAGACAGCCUGGUCUCGACUUACUGCGCUGCCGGAACGUCUGUCGAGUACAAGAAGGACUUCCUGUCCGAGCACGGCACCAUGGCCGUCAUUGGUGCUCCGGAUGCAAUCCUGUGGCUGGAGGAUCGAAUGCGAGGAGUGCCCGUCAACACGAGCUGCUCUACGUCGUCUACUUUUACUAGCUUGUCAAACCCCAGCACGCUCGCUGUUCUGGGCGAGGUGCUGGUUAACGCGCUCCUGGACCUCCUGGGGGCACCCCCUGGACCUAUUGUUAUAGGUUAA
This is a messenger RNA of Talaromyces rugulosus, 1356 nucleotides long. RefSeq lists its product as uncharacterized. Gene Ontology annotation, molecular function: triacylglycerol lipase activity. The record is from RefSeq and is a predicted model, not a curated record. The transcript has a single exon. Lineage: Eukaryota; Fungi; Ascomycota; Eurotiomycetes; Eurotiales; Trichocomaceae. Bases 1 to 1356 code for a protein of 451 amino acids. Gene Ontology annotation, biological process: lipid catabolic process.